Messenger RNA from Colletotrichum karsti, 2493 nucleotides. RefSeq lists its product as uncharacterized. Bases 1 to 2493 code for a protein of 830 amino acids. Lineage: Eukaryota; Fungi; Ascomycota; Sordariomycetes; Glomerellales; Glomerellaceae. The record is from RefSeq and is a predicted model, not a curated record. The transcript has 4 exons.
AUGAACGUCAACGUCAAUCCCAACAUGGCCAACAUACAGGCUAUGGGCGGUCCUGUCGGCGCACCUGUUCCCAUGAUGAAUAAUGGCGCAGUUGCUCCUCAAGCCGGCCCUCGACAGAUGCCUUCUAUCCCGGAAACCCAGCGCACUCUGCUCAACACCUAUAUUUAUGAAUACUUCCUCCGCCACCAAAUGUACGAUUGCGCGCGAUCGCUCGUCAACGGACCCCACAACGUCAACGUCAAUAAGGAAGGCGGAAACCAAAGGAGGGAUGAGAACGGCAACGUCCUCGGCAACGGGCUCGGCGACGAUCCCAUGGACACCGACUCCAAGGACGACAUGGACGCGAAGCUCCCCGAUGACCUUCCUGCCCCCAAACUGCCCAUGCCCGCCUCCGAAUCGUCUUUCCUCUACGAAUGGUUCUGCCUAUUCUGGGAUAUCUUCAACGCGCAAAGGACCAAGGGCGGAAACGGCAUGGUCAACCAAUAUGUCAGCCAUACUCAGCAACAAUCUCGCAUGCGGCAAAACCAGCAGCAGGAGAUGCUGCGCCAGAUGCGCCCCGAUGGAAUGGCUGCUCAGCAGCAAUAUCACACCCAAAUGAUGCGCAACAUGCAGAAUGGUGGCAUGGCCAUGAACAUGCAGAAGGGCGGUCUUGUGCGAACCGCCAUGGCAAACAACCAGAAUCCUCAAGCCAUGCAAAUGCUUCAGCAACAUGCGAAGCAGAACCCAAUGCAACGUGACCCCUCUGAUAUGGACGGCAACCGCCAACGCCCUUCGUCGCCUGGAUCCGGAGAAAACGCCCCCUCGCCUUCGAAGAGACCUCGUCUGGAUGGGACGCCCUACAACCCUGGCCAGCCUGGAAUGAUGCCGAACGGAAGACCACAACAGGGCAUGCCAGGCCAGCAGGUGGGGACCACCCCAAACGUAGCCCAAGCCCAGCAGAUGCUCAUCACCAACGGCAUUAACCCGGCAUCGCUGACCCAGGCGCAGUUCACGACAUUCUCAAAUCAACCGCCUGCUGUCCAGGCAAAAUCUAUUGCUACAUAUGCUGCAAACCUGCAGCAACAUCAGGCUAGUCAGAUGCCUAACAAGCCUAUGCCCAAUGCCAACGGUCCUCAGGGUCAGGGCUCGCCAAUGAUGGCUCAAGGACCGGACCAGGCUGGGUUGGCCGCUUACUACAACGCUCAGGAGAUUGGACCAGGUGGCAUUCGCCCUGGCCCUGGGGGUGCCCAAGCCGCCGGUGGAAGUAACCACGCUCUGCAAGACUAUCAAAUGCAGCUAAUGCUUCUGGAGCAGCAGAAUAAGAAGAGACUCAUGAUGGCUCGUCAGGAACAAGACAGUAUGGGCGGAGCCAUGCCUAGGGGAGACGGGCCUGCCGGUCCUGGUGGUCCCGGCGCUCCCCCUGGCCCCAACGGCCAGCCGUUCCCAGAGACGUCACCUCAAGGAGCUAGGACAGGCGCGUCUCCCAACCCGACUGAGCAGAUGAAGAGAGGCACACCGCAGAUGAACAACGCGGGUAUCCCAUCACCGCUGCCGGAAGGAGCUCAGUCUCGCGGCUCGCCCAACCCAAUGAACUUCAUGGGCAACCAGAUGGAUCCCAACAUGGCACCUCAUUUCUUCAAGGGUAUGAACAACAUGGACGGAAACAUGGUUGCCAACCCUCAGAUGAACAACGGCAUGCGUCCGCCCAGCUCGCACCCCGGUCAACCCUUCAACGGCCAGAUGAACCCGCAGCAGAUGAUGGCUGCCAGACAGCAGCAGGCGCAACAACAGGCGCAACAGCAAGGUCAGCCGCCGCAACAGCAGCCAGGCCAGGGCAACCAGCAAGUCCAGUGGCAGCAGGGUGGCCCGAACGGCCAAAUGGUGCCUCAAGGCCCGCAAGGUCCGGUCCAAGGCACGCCUCAACAGCGAUCCAUGCCACCGCCAUCCGCCCCUGCCGCGGCGAACGCCAACCGGACAAACACGUCUUCACCCCAGCAGGCCGCUGCCGCGCCACCUACUCCUUCCCAAGCCAACAAGGCCGCACCGAAGAAGAAGGACAACAAGAACACCAAGGCGAAGGCCGCGACGCAGAAGAAGUCAAACACCAACUUGAACAGCGGAGCCACCCCAGCUGCCGACGGAGCCCAAGACCAGGAACCGCCGACUCCGGCGACACCCAUCACUCCGGUCAACACUGCCGGUUUCGCCAAGAACGGCCCGAAUGCGGCCGCUCCCGCCGUUCCCAACGGUCAGCCCGCUGCUCCCGCCCCUGCUCCCGCACCUCAGGUCGCCCCUCAAACCCACUCCGACGCGAACCAGAAUGGAUUCAACAUGGACAGCACCAACGGCAUGGUCGACUUUGGUGCCAUGGCAUUUGCCGAUCCCCUGGUCUCCGACAACGUGCUCAACGACUUCGAUUUUGACUCCUUCUUGCAUGAGGAUGGGGACACCCAGGCCUUCGACUUCAACGGCUCCUUCAACAUGGAAGGAACCAACGAAAUUGGAGCCGAUUAA